Austrofundulus limnaeus is the source of this 4951-nucleotide messenger RNA. It is a transcript of the gene ttc17, whose product is annotated as tetratricopeptide repeat domain 17. Gene Ontology annotation, cellular component: cytoplasm; actin cytoskeleton. Gene Ontology annotation, molecular function: protein binding. Bases 36 to 3644 code for a protein of 1202 amino acids. Gene Ontology annotation, biological process: cilium organization; actin filament polymerization. The record is from RefSeq and is a predicted model, not a curated record. The transcript has 25 exons. Lineage: Eukaryota; Metazoa; Chordata; Actinopteri; Cyprinodontiformes; Rivulidae.
ACCUUUGGUGCGACAGAGCUGCAGGGAAUGAAAAAAUGGCGGAGCUCAGGAAAAUCUGUCCCGAGUCUUUGCCCAGCCGUGUCGGCUACACGCGGAAAACGUCGUUUCAAGGGCGGCUUUUCAUCUUUCUUUGUGCGCUUAUAGUGGAUUCCGGAGGAGCUACGACUCACUGGGUUGUCACGGAGGACGGGAAAAUUCAACAACAAGUGGACUCUCCUUUAAAUUUAAAACACCCACACGAUGUUGUGAUCUUGAUGAGGCAAGAAACUCGAGUGAACUACCUCAAGAAGUUGGAGAAGCAGCUAGUAGCACAGAAGAUUCAUAUUGAGGAGAAUGAAGACCGGGACACAGGUUUGGAGCAGCGGCACUACAAAGAAGAUGCAGAUUGUGUACUGGCYAAGGUGCCCCUGGGAGACCUAGAUCUGUAUGAUGGCACUUAUAUUUCUUUUGAAAGUAAAGACAUCAACCCUGAAGACUAUGUUGAUUCACGGUMCGCUCUGCCCCCAGAUCUAGAAAAGCCAGAUUGUGCAAAAGUCUUUGAACUACCUUAUAGUAUCCAUGCUUUCCAGCAUCUCAGGGGUGUACAGGAGAGAGGGAACCUGACCUCUCCACUUCUUUCUAAAGAUGAUCCCAUCUUUAGUUCGUUAUCUAAAAAGCUGGGCCGCAGCAUUGACGAGGUGGGCUAUCGCAUCUAUCAGAGCCUGCUGAGGAAUUCAUCUUCCUGGGUGCUGUACAACAUGGCAUCGUUUUACUGGCGAAUGAAAAAUGAGCCUCAGAGGGCAGUGGACUGUGUAGUGCGUGCUUUGCAUUUCUCUCCAAGGCAGCACAAGGAUGUGGCACUGAUCAACAUGGCCAACAUUCUGCACCGCGCCCACUUCUCAGCAGAUGCUGCAAUUCUCGCCCAUGCAGCUCUUGACCUAACCUCAGAUUUCUUCACCAGUCACUACACUUUGGGUAACAUUUAUGCCAUGCUUGGGGAAUACAACCACUCAGUGCUGUGCUAUGAGCAGGCACUGCAGGCCCAGCCAGGCUUUGAGCAGGCCCUGAGGAGGAAACAUGCUGUGCUCUGUCAGCAAAAACUGGAGCAGCGCCUGGAAGCCCAGCACAGAUCCCUGCAGCGGACACUGAACGAGCUGAAGGAGUAUCAGAAGCAACAUGACCACUACCUGCGCCAACAGGAGGCACUGGACAAACACAAGCUGCUGCAGGAAGAGCAGAUCCUGCGCAACAUUAUCCAUGAAACACAGAUGGCCAAAGAAGCUCAGCUUGGGAAUCAUCAGAUGUGCCGUCUUGGUCAACAGCAGCGCAGCCUCUACUGCCCCUUUGACCUGCCUGUGCGUUAUCACCGGGGUGACCUUUUCGAACAUGUCCAGUAUGUCCAAUUUGGGGAGGAUGUGUCUGUGGCUUCCAGUGUGGCACUUGUGUCAGAACGCAACUCGAACCAGACAGCAGCCAGCCCCAGACUCCAUCCAUCUGUGUCGGGAAAUCAGGACCCUGUUGCUGCCCUCUGGGGGAGCCAUCAAGAUUACACACAGGACAUACAGAAGAUCUUGUGGCCUCAGAGGACAGACUGUGUACAGAAGUACUCUACUGUACCUUCCGCUCACUUGCUGCCAACCUAUUACCUUUCACCUGAAACCCAGGGCCUCGGCCCAGUGGCAACUCUGCUCUAUGGCAGCAACGGCCCUUCCCAGGCUGUAGGUAUACCUGACUGUAGCCCUGUCCCCCAGCCGUACCCAGUCCUUCUGCCUGCUUCAUUAGACUGGCCCCUGGAAGAAAAUGAGCUUCCAGAUCCUUUCGCCUCUGAGGUAUUAGGGGUACGCAGUGGAGGAUUUACACUGGAGCAAAUUGGCAACAGAAUUGCUCACGCUAUGAAACAAACUACUAUACCUCGGUGGCAGGUCCACAAUGAGGCGGCUCUAUUUUGGCGGGCCAAAGGCAAUGGCAGCCGUGCCCUGCAGUGCCUGCGACAAGCGCUGAGUUCAGCGCCGCCAUCCCACCGCCACUUGCCUCUCACCAAUGCUGCUAACCUGCUGCUGCACCACGGCUUGACCACUCAAGCACAAACACUACUGGAGCAUGCCUUGGCACUCAAUGCAUCAGAGCCUCACACCCUGCUCAGCCUGGUGAGUGUGCAUUUGGCCCAGAGCAAUGUGACAGUUGCUCUGGCUUUGUUCCGCCACAUCCUGGAAUCGACCCUGUCCUCGUCCUCUUCCUUCUCUUUUGCUGGCUGUGAACAGUGUCGCACCAUCCUACCUCUGCUGCGAUGUCUUCAGUUCUACCCCUCCCUUUACAAUCUUUCCCACCGACAGUCUGGCUCACAGGGUGGUGUUAGUAUGUCUGAGGAAGAUCUAAGCAUACAGCUGGAGGAAUGGGAGGACAGCGAAGAGAAGCAGGAUACAGCUGCAGUUUCYGCCUUAGAAGAUACACUGCUCUUUGAGAAGGUCAUCUUGGAUAGUAAUGGUUCUGGCGAAGCAGCUGCACAGGAGCCCUCUAGCUCAGGAACAGCUAAAAUGACCCCAUCGUUAGGAGACGCAGGAGUGAAAAAAGAGGAGGAAUGGCAGCUGAAGGAGGAACUGAUGGGAGCAUUUGAAGGAGCUCUGGAUGUAGGAGGGAAACACGGAGACCUGAGAGGGAUCCGAGUGCUGAAGAAUGACCGUGUAAUGGGGGCUCGGGCAGGAAGUGGGCCAUGCUUUGGAAAUUGUGAAGAUGAUGAUGGAGCGGAGUGGAUUACCUUCCAGGUAAAGAGGGUCCGGAAACCUAAGGGGGACGGUUUAGAAAAUGUUGUCAUCUCUGAUGACAGCCAGACUGAGGAGUCAGUAUCUGCAGGGAACUCUGUCCUGGAGAUCAGUGGUCCGACUAUCCCAUCCCCUGGUCCCUCAGGGCGCUGGAGAGACUAUGCAAGCCUUGGUUGGCCAGGACCAGAGGAGUGCCAACGGACACGACGGGUUGACCUCACCACUGUAGCUAGUACCUGGCUGGCUGUUUCUGCAAAGAAUAUUGACAUCACCGAGCACAUAGACUUUGCCACUCCGCUCCAGGAGCCAGCGGCUGAACCUUUAUGCAAUGCCAACUUGGCUGCUAGCAUGCACACCCUGGACCACCUGGCAGGUGUAGCCAAUCGGGCCGCCAUUCACUACACUGGGGAGGGCCAACUGCGUGAGGUCCUGCAGAACCUUGGUAAAGAUAAGUUCUCCCCCCAGUCCUUUGAGCAGGUGGGCACACGUAUUGCAAAAGUACUGGAAAAGAAUCAAACAUCUUGGGUAUUAUCGAGUAUGGCUGCACUGUACUGGAGAGUAAAAGGCCAAGGCAAGAGAGCCAUCGACUGCCUGCGACAYGCCCUCAACCACGCUCCUCAUCACAUGAAGGAUGUUCCACUCAUCAGCCUGGCCAACAUCUUUCAGAAUGCUAGGUUAUGGGAGGAUGCUCUAACGGUGGCACGUAUGGCAGUAGAAAUCGCCCCUCAUUUUGUUGUAAACCACUUUACUCUCGCCAAUGUCUACAUCGCAAUGGAGGAGUUUGAAAARGCCAUGCACUGGUACGAGUCUACUUUGAAGCUGCAGCCGGAGUUCGCCCCCGCCAAAGAUCGACUGAGAACCAUCCAGUGUUACCUGCUCACCAAGAGGGAACGCCGUCAGCCCUGAAGCUCUCAGACUACUGACCCCAUGUGAUCAGAAAAUCAUCAGUUAAACCCUUAGACACACGCAGAGACAAACUCUUAUUAAAACCACAGGUGGUUUGCACUAAGUAAAAAUAAUGAAAGGGUAAAUUUACAAAAUAAGGAAGGUAUCGACAUUAAUACUUUGAAUUAAAAAAAAAGUAACUCAGUCCUCUGGACAGGUUCUUCUUUAAUGAAAUGUUUCUUUUCUCCAAGAGACCUCUUCAGUCUGAGAGGUUUCAGGCUUCAGACUGAAAACGUCUUCUGGAGGAGAGAAGAAACGUUUCAUUAAAGAAGAACCCGUCCAGAGGACUAACUUACUUUUGGUUUUUAUCUUUUUUUUUCUACCUGGAUUACUGAGAUGCAUCAGGACACUUUGUUGGAUUGGAAUUAUUUUCCCUUCGGGUGUUGAACCUGCCUCCUACCAUUGGGUUUGUAGUAUCAGAUUGCAAAGAUAAAUAAUUUUGUCCCAAAACUGCAAGACUUUCUGUUUACCAACAGUUAAGAAAUUUUGACAGUUAAAAAAAAUAUUUUUUUUGUGUCUAGGUUUGCUUGGCUUUCAGAACUGUAAGUGGGAURAAAAAAAUAACGCUUUUAAGCUCCAGGUAAUUUUAAUGUAAUUUAAUUUUAAUCUGGGCUGCUUAAAAGAAAUGAUCAUUCUUGAAAACAGAUUUCAACAAUAAUGACACACUACCACCUGAAGGUGGUGCCAUUUUUUAAAAAAUGUAAUUUAUUAAAGAUUUUAACCAAAAAGGAUCUUACACAGUAUUUGCGGAAGCUUUUUGCUGAGAUAGUAAAGUAAUACGCUUCUCCCCUCAGAAGUGAAAAUGAUUAUUUUCUCUCCGUUUGUGCUUCUUAAAAAUGAACGAGGAAUCUCAGUUAAUGCACUUUUUUUUCCUUUUAUCAUUCCUAUUUAUAUGGGACCUUCAAACUGAUUUUGCUACAAGCUAAUAUAAAUACAAAAAAAUUAUGCUAUAGCAUUUGCCUCUCAACACGUGGAAAUUGUUGAGCAGAAAAAGAUUUAUCAUUGAAAGUCAAAAAAAAAAUAAUAAAAUUAUAAAAUGUACAGUAUUAAAAAUGACGUGGAUUUCAUUUUGUUUUUGCAUCAGUUAUUUGUUGCUUUAGGAAAUUAAAACAGUGUUUGUACUUCCUGAAGAGAGACAACCUUUUAUUAUUUGGCCAUAAAGUUCUCAUCACAAACAGAAGCGUUAUUAUGAAAGUGUCCUGUUGGUGGCACUGUUUUGUUUUUUGUAGCCAAAAUGAAACUUGUUAAAAAUAUAUUUUUUCAAAGUA